AUGGUGUGUGGAGACCGGGCCUUCGUCCACCCAUCUGCAGAGCCUGCAGAACCUUUUCAGAUUUAUUGCUUGAGUAUAUGUGGGUCCUGCGGUAUUCUGACCUAUGUACUUCGAUCUGAAGCUAAGGCAAAGGAGAAGGCUAGGAAAGUGAUGAAGCCAAGGACGAAGACGAAACCCAGGGCAAGGGUGAAGCCGACGGCGGCCCCAAAAAAGAUAAAGCCGACGCAGUCGCCAAAAAAGGCAGCGACUCCAGCUGCUGUGGAUCCGACCGAGGUUGAGGCAGCUGCGGAUCCGAGGGAUGGUGGGGAUGAAGCUGCGGUUCCUAAGGAUGUGGCUGGGGAUCGCAAGAGUUUCGCUGGCCGUUAUGUUCCGAAUGGGCCCCCUCACUCCUGGAGAUUUGAAGCUGCUAUCGAAGCCUUUGAUAUGCAUGUGGCUGAGGAACUUCGCAACCGGGGCCUUGCUACCGGCGGCAAUGCGCAAAGGGCCUUCAUGUCCUACUUAAGUGCCGAAGGCUUCCUCGAUCUGACAGCAAAAGAUGAGAUCGAUAUGGCUGCACACGAGCUGGCAGUUGCAUAUGCCACGCAGAAGGCCUGCUUGAGCCGUGUUUGA
Messenger RNA from Symbiodinium sp. CCMP2592, 609 nucleotides. NCBI's taxonomy places the organism in Eukaryota, Dinophyceae, Suessiales, Symbiodiniaceae. The record is from the annotation of a GenBank genome assembly.